GCUUCUUUCAGCAGCAGCAACAGACAGUCAGCCACCUCGGUAGCUUGCUAGCCAAAAUAGACGAACCAACAAAGCUCUUUAGACGCUUUAGUGUAUAUUAGCCACUGUGUUUUAAACUCACCUCUGUCGUCUAGUUAGUUAUCCCUUUUAAUUUCAUGAUUUUCAUAUUUACGGUAUUGUUUUUAUUAAUCUAGCGGGCUGGUUAAGUUAGCAUUAGCCUAGCUAGCUAACAUCUCCAACCAUGAGGUCACUAAGCUACUCUCUUGUUAAUGAAGAGGAGGACUGCUGGACGGAGAAAGAAGCUCUCGUCAAAGAGGAGAAGGAAGAGGAGGAUAUCACAGUAAAACAAGAAUUAGAGGGCGAGGCUGUUACAGUUAAACAAGAAUUAGAGGGUGAGGCUGUUACAGUUAAACAAGAAGAGAAAGACGUUUCAGUGAAAGAAGAGGAAGAUGCGUUCAGAGUUAAAGAGGAAGAAGAUUUUACAGUAAAAGAAGAGGAGGAGGAUGCAGCUUUUGGGGUGAAAGAGGAGGAGGGGGAGAUGACUGUCACAUUGAAAAAGGAGGAGGAGGAAACUGGAUAUCUGGGCCCGGUUUCCCAAACGCAUCUUAAGGCAUCCAAUGGUUCUAAGGAUGAACUUAGCCAUAAUAUGGUUUUGAGAGACCGUUCCCUGAUUAACACAAGAGAGAGACGUGACUAUCGUGGAUCCUCUGGGGAGCCUCAACAACAUCAUGAUGCUGAUGAGGCAGAGAAGAGUCUCUCCACGUCAAAACACCUCAAGAAACACCAGCAGAGAACCACAGGGAAGAAAUCUCACUUCUGCUCUGACUGUGGGAAAAGUUGCAAAUCUUCAUCAGAACUUAAAAUACACCAGAGAACACACACAGGAGAGAAACCUUUUAGCUGUGACCAAUGUGGGAAGAGUUUUACUAGAUAUAGCCAGCUGAUUGUACACCAGAGAACACACACAGGAGAGAAACCUUUUAGCUGUGAUCAAUGUGGGAAGAGUUUUACUACAUCUAGCGAUCUGACAGUGCACUGGAGAAUACACACAGGAGAGAAACCUUAUAGCUGUGAUCUAUGUGGGAAGAGUUUUAGUCAAUCUGGAGCUCUGACCAAUCACCAGAGAAUACACACAGGAGAGAAACCUUUUAGCUGUGACCAAUGUGGGAAGAGUUUUACUAGAUAUAGCCAGCUGAUUGUACACCAGAGAACACACACAGGAGAGAAAUCUUUUAGCUGUGAUCAAUGUGGGAAGAGUUUUACUACAUCUAGCGAUCUGACAGUGCACUGGAGAAUACACACAGGAGAGAAACCUUUUAGCUGUGGCCACUGUGGGAAGAGUUUUACAGCAUCUAGCAAUCUGAAGAUACACCAGAGAACACAUACAGGAGAGAAACCUUAUAGCUGUAAUCAAUGUGGGAAGAGUUUUAGUCAAUCUGGAGCUCUGACCAAACACCAGAGAAUACACACAGGAGAGAAACCUUAUAGUUGUGGUCAAUGUGGGAAGAGUUUUGGUCAAUAUGUAGAGCUGACCAAACACCAGAGAAUACACACAGGAGAGAAACCUUAUAGCUGUGGUCAAUGUGGGAAGAGUUUUACUACAUCAAGCCAGCUGACUUCACACCAGAGGACACACACAGGAGAGAAACCUUAUAGCUGUGAUCAAUGUGGGAAGAGUUUUACUACAUAAGGCAAUCUGAUAACACACCAGAUAACACACACAGGAGAGAAGCCUUAUAUCUGUGAUCAAUGUGGGAUGAGUUUUACUAUAUCAAGCCAUCUGAUUCGACACCAGAGAACACACAAAGGAGAAAAACCUUAUACCUGUGAUCAAUGUGGGAUGAAUUUUCCUACAUCUAGCCAGCUGACUUCACACCAGAGAACACACACAGGAGAGAAACCUCAUAGCUGUGAUCAAUGUGACAAGAGAUACUCUGAUAAAAGAUCUCUGAUCAAACAUAAAAAAAUGCAUACAUGAAGUUGUUUCAUGAUAUCAAUGAAAUAAUGUCACAAUGUAGAUUGUUUUAACAUUGUAGUAGGAGUAUUUUAAUGAUGUCACAAUGUAGAAUGUUUUAACAUUGUAGUAGGAGUAUUUUAAUGAUGUUCUACCUUAUCCUUUCCCCUUUUCAAUUGAUUGCACCAUGAUAUGGAUAUUAGCCUCAGGGGAAAAUCCAGGCUCUGAAUUGAAAGAGUAUUAUUUAACAAAAAGUGACUAACAAAAAAAGAGCUGUGUUACACUUACUGCGUUGGUGACCCACUUUAAUCAAAAUGCAGCACUUCAAAAUGUAGGCAGCUGUUUUCUACAAGUUGAAAAAGCUGCUUGUUUAAAAAAAGACAUGUAAUAUGAUAAUUGUUGCAGAUGUUUGUGUAUAUACACACAUAAAAGCAUUAUAAUAAAUUGGUAAAAAUUG
Molecule: messenger RNA, 2411 nt
Organism: Salvelinus fontinalis (brook trout)
Lineage: Eukaryota; Metazoa; Chordata; Actinopteri; Salmoniformes; Salmonidae
Product: zinc finger protein 271-like
Exons: 2
Coding region: 242-1690 (482 amino acids)
Biological process (GO): central nervous system development; regulation of transcription by RNA polymerase II
Cellular component (GO): nucleus
Molecular function (GO): RNA polymerase II cis-regulatory region sequence-specific DNA binding; DNA-binding transcription factor activity, RNA polymerase II-specific
Source: RefSeq, a predicted model, not a curated record